AUGGAAACUCCAGAUGCAAACGGAUUUGUAAACGUCUUAUGGCCUAGCAAAAGUGUUCCACAUGGAGGUAUUUUUCAUACUAGAGUUGUGGAACCAUCACGAGCUCAACAAAAUUUUUUAAAAGUGUUGCUUGAGGAAUCAAGGUUAAGUAUUGCUCAACGUAAAAAGUCAGAGCUCGGCCUUCGCCAGUAUGAGAAAAAAGAAGACCAUCAAUCACAAGUGGACAUUCCUAUGGUACGGCCACGAACCUCACGACGCCGAUCCCUGUCAGCUAUACGGGAAUCUGGAAUUUUGGACGCAGUAUACUAUCGUCCCUUAAAGCGAGGGGAAGACCGCGAAAAACUAAAGGAUCGACUUGCGAAUGUCAUGGCAUAUGGAGAGCAAGAGCAGAAACCUCCGCCGGCCCCGCACCGUGCGAAGUCACCUCCAAAACUGCCUACAAAAAAGGAAAAAUGGCAUGACUUAAUGACGCAAAUAAGGGAACGAGCUGAGUGGUUAGCAGAAAUGGAGGAUUUGGGUCAUGGGGCACCACAUCGUGAACUUAUCCAAGACCAGAUAGCUGAAAGGCUCCGAGCCCUAGAUGCACUUGGCUUGGAUGAACCUGCCUCUGCAAGGUCUAAAGGCUCCGGGUUUAGUGUGCUUCCAAGUGUGAGAUCCAUAGAUAGUGGUAGAAAAGAAACUGCAAGGGAAAGCGCUGGAUCAAAGCAUAGUUCUGUGAGAUCGAAGCAAUCAACAAAAAGUCUUGCUAAAAAACCAUCUAAAAAAGAAGAGAAUGUCUUGUGCUAUCAAAAGCUACCUACACUACAAUAUUCACCAAGACGAAGGGUAUAA
Messenger RNA from Pieris macdunnoughi, 831 nucleotides. NCBI's taxonomy places the organism in Eukaryota, Metazoa, Arthropoda, Insecta, Lepidoptera, Pieridae. The record is from the annotation of a GenBank genome assembly.